Molecule: messenger RNA, 2445 nt
Organism: Morone saxatilis (striped sea-bass)
Lineage: Eukaryota; Metazoa; Chordata; Actinopteri; Moronidae
Gene: p4ha3
Product: prolyl 4-hydroxylase, alpha polypeptide III
Biological process (GO): peptidyl-proline hydroxylation to 4-hydroxy-L-proline
Cellular component (GO): endoplasmic reticulum
Molecular function (GO): protein binding; procollagen-proline 4-dioxygenase activity; iron ion binding
Source: RefSeq, a predicted model, not a curated record
CCCUCAGGUCCAGUUACGAGGAGAAAGAGGCAGAUCUGCCCAAACUGGAAGACCUCCAGGGGGCCGCUAAGGGGCUGAUGAGGCUGCAGGACGUGUAUGCUCUUCAAGUUGCGAGCCUCGUAAGGGGUCGUUUCCAGAGAGUCACUAAUGGCAAGCCCAUUGAUAUAUACCUGCCUACAGUGUCUGUCCCUUUGUCUGGUGAUGACUGCUUUCUGGUUGGAAAGGUGGCCUACGAGCAGGAAGACUACUACCACUCCGUGCAGUGGUUAGAGGAGUCUGUGCGUCUCUUCAGGGGAACAGGAGGCGAGUGGAGCCCAGAGAAUGAGGGGACUUUGGAGGAUGCUCUCGACCAUCUGGCCUUCUCUCACUUUAAAACAGGAAACAUCUCUUAUGCUCUCAGUCUAUCUCAGGAGUUACUGCAUCAUGAUCCAAUGAAUGGAAGAGUUUUGCAGAAUGUUGAGAAAUACGAGAAGCUGCUGGUUACGAGUCCCAAAUCACUCAGGGGCGAUGGGCUGAGGAGACCCACCUCUAAUUAUUUAAGAACCAGGGACACUUACGAGAGACUCUGCCAGACCCAAGGCUCUCAGCCAAUGCAUUUUAAAAACCCCAGACUAUUCUGCGACUACUUCACCAAUGGGGACCCUGGACUGCUGCUGCUGCCGGUAAGACGUGAAGUGUUAAGCCUGCAGCCGUAUGUUGUCCUGUACCACAACUUCAUCACGGACACAGAGGCUGAGGACAUCAAGGGGCUCGCCCAAUCAGGAUUGAGAAGAUCUGUGGUGGCAACUGGAGAGAAACAAGCAACAGCUGAGUACCGCAUCAGCAAGAGUGCAUGGCUGAAGGGCUCAGCGCAGUCCACUGUUGGAAAGCUGGACCAGAAGAUCUCCAGACUCACUGGUCUAAAUGUGAAGCAUCCAUAUGGCGAGUACCUCCAGGUGGUGAAUUAUGGGAUUGGUGGCCAUUAUGAGCCUCACUUUGACCAUGCUACGUCACCUACAAGUCCUGUGUUCAAGCUGAAAACUGGGAAUCGAGUGGCAACCUUUAUGAUAUAUCUGAGCUCUGUCGAGGCAGGUGGGUCCACAGCCUUCAUCUACGCCAACUUCAGUGUUCCUGUCGUGGAGAAAGCUGCUAUCUUCUGGUGGAAUCUCCACAGAAACGGUCAAGGAGACGUAGACACGCUGCAUGCAGGCUGUCCUGUGCUUAUUGGGGACAAAUGGGUGGCAAACAAAUGGAUCCAUGAGCAUGGCCAAGAGUUCCAGCAUCGCUGCAGCCUGAAUCCUGAAGAGUGAGCCAGCCUCUACAAUUGAGAGGCACACUUGCAGGCGGAGAGAAGGAGGGAGCCAGAAAAGUGAGCACACAGGCAGGGGAGGUGAGAGCCUGCAUCUGUGAUUGGAGCCCCGGGCCCCAGGGAGCCUGAAGUGUACAGUGCUGCAGUGGACAUGGAUAGCACAAGAGGCGGGGUAGAAGAGGAGUGGGGCAGCUGGCAAUCAGCCCCCAGAGGCCAAAUGCUCUCUUGCUCCUGCUGGCCAGUUCCUGCAGAUGGAGAGAGGCCUCUGCUUCAUACACUGUGCUGGUUUCAGUUAACUGUACAAGGCUGUUUGCCUCCUGCUUGCUUAAAAACUGACAUUUUAUGCAGCCCUUCGCCUACACUGGGCCCACUCUAGGGUCUGUCAUUGCAAAUCAACACAGCUGAACUCUGUAGAGAGUCUCAGAACUUUAUUUUCAAUGUGUACAUGCAGAAGUUUAGCCUGCAUGGCUGAAUGAGAGUGACGUGUAUAAAAUGAUGCACGUGGCAUCUAGAAUUCUUUUAUUUAAUGUAAUGUUGCAACCAGAAAUACAUUUUGUUUUUUGGAUUUUAAUACACAAGUGGAUUUAAAUGUGUUAAUGGUUGCAUGAAGUGCUGGAACAUACAGAGCAUAUGACAUACAGAGUGGGAAAAAGAAUUUCAAGGUGCUCCUUACAUGUUUCCACAUUUGGUUAAUACAUUACAUUACCAUGUACCAUCAGUUCAGGUUUUAGUUGAAGUUCUUCUAUAAUGUGUCAUAUCAGCCCUCCAGGACUCCAGUUCAGCCUGGUGGUAUGAGUCACAAGAACCAGUCAUUGGGAGUAUGUCUGUUUAUUCCCAGCUGACUGAGUGAUGUGGUCAUCGCUGCCUGUGGGAGACUCGUUCAGUUUGGUUUGAUGUAACUGUUUAAUGGAACAGAUGAACCAGAUCUUUCAGCCUCUUAUUGAACGUCAGAGUAAGUAAUUGUGUUCUGUAUGCCAAGCAAUUGGAAUCCUGUCUGCUCUAGACUUCAUGUCUGAACUCACAUAACUAAAGCCAUCUGCAUACCACUCAGAUAUCUCAGAUAUCUGUGUCUAAGUAGGCCAUAACCCAUCUAAAAACAUUGAGGUGGGACUAAGGAGACUCUGUAUUUUGGGGGCAUCCUGCUAAUUGAAUCGAAG